CUCCAGGGUGGCUUCCAGACUUCAGGUAUGGGGCUUUUGAGGGCUUGCGCCUCUGCUGUGGUUUUGGUGCUGUCCACUCUUGAGACCUGGGCCCUGGACAGCUACAUUGCAGCUGUCUAUGAGCACAGCGUGCUCUUACCUGCUUCUCCUGAGGAAGCCUUGAUGCUGAUGGACAGAAACUCAGAGCAUUCAAGCAACUGCCAGGCAGCAGUCAUGGUUCUUCCCUGGCCUGUAGUGCAUGCUGCGGUGUUUGCCCUGGCAGCCCUACAGGUCCUGGCCUCAGACACCUUCACUGCAGCUGUGUACGAGCAUGCCGUCAUCCUGCCACGUGCCACUCAUGAGACGGUUUCUCCUGAAGAUGCUUUGGCCCUGAUGAACAAGAACAUGGACAUCUUGGAAGGAGCCAUCAAGGAAGCAGCCCAGCAGGGCGCGCACAUCAUUGUGACUCCUGAGGAUGGCAUUUAUGGCUGGGUUUUCACAAGAGAAACUAUCUACCCGUACCUGGAGGACAUUCCUGAUCCAGAGGUGAACUGGAUUCCCUGCACUGAUCCCACAAGAUUUGCUCCAGCACCAGUGCAGGAACGGCUCAGCUGCAUGGCCAGGAAUAACUCCAUCUAUGUGGUUGCAAACAUCGGGGACAAGAAGUCGUGCAAUUCCAGUGAUCCCAGUUGCCCCAGUGACGGUCGCUACCAGUACAACACCAAUGUCGUCUUUGACUCAGAAGGGAAACUGGUGGCUCGUUACCACAAGUACAACCUAUUUAGACAAGAAACACAGUUUAAUUACCCUAAAGAGCCAGAAGCUGUCACCUUCAAGACACCCUUUGGGAAGUUUGGCAUUUUCACUUGCUUCGACAUCCUUUUCCGGGAGCCUGCCGUGGUGCUGGUGAGCGAGCUGCAGGUGGACACGGUGCUCUUCCCGACGGCCUGGAUGAAUGUCCUGCCCUUUCUGACUGCUGUGGAGUUUCACUCUGCCUGGGCUAUGGGCAUGAGAGUCAAUUUAUUGUCAGCAAAUACUCACAACAUCAGAAUGUCUAUGACAGGGAGCGGGCUGUUCACACCCGGUGGAGCGGCCGCCUACUACUACAACAGUGAGACAGAGGAGGGACGUCUCCUGGUAGCCGAGCUGAGCGCACGACCCCGUCUUUCUCCCACCUACCCUCCUGCAGUCAACUGGAGCUCAUACGCUACAAGCAUUAAACAGUUUACAGAAGACAACACUUUUCUGGGAGCUGUUCGGCGUGAUAUAUUCACUUUCAGUGAACUCAAGCACGAAGCUGGAAAUUUUACAGUUUGCCAGAAGGACCUCUGCUGUCAUUUGACCUAUAGGAUGUCAAACAAGAGCAAUGAUGAAAUUUAUGUACUUGGUGCAUUUGAUGGGCUUCAUGGUUCUGUCAUAAAAUACCAUUGGCAGGUAUGCACGCUGCUCAAGUGUAGGAGCACAGACCUGAGCACAUGCGGGCAGCCGGUGGAGACUGCACAGACCAAGUUUGACAUGUUCUCCCUCAGUGGCACGUUUGGCACUAACUACGUCUUUCCAGAAGUCUUGUACAGUGGGGUGCAGCUGGCCCCUGGGGAAUUUGAGGUGCUACCUGAUGGACGUCUGGAAAGUAAGAAUACCACAUCGAAGCCACUCUUAACAGCAACGCUUUUUGGAAGACAUUAUGAAAAGGACCUGAAGCAUCCCCUGCAAACCUCCCCAUAAUGUAACUCCUUAACUCUUACACUGUCCGCAUAGACAAGAUGAGAAUUUCCCAUGGUGAUCCAUGAGAUCCUCAUGGUUUGUGGCAGUUAUCCUGUAUCAUUCCUGUUCUGCAGUCUUACACUUCUGCUUAGCAGCUGUGGCAGUUCAGUUUAUUUAGGAGAAAGAGAUGUGAUCACUGUGGUGUACCUGUAUCAAUGGUACAUCAUUUAAAUAGUGCUUGAGCCAAUACAACUAUUAUUUAUGCUCAGUCACAUGAAUCUCUGAUUAGAAAGUAUUUUUUUUUUCAAAGAUAUAACAUAGGUGGCCAGGAUAAUGCUAGUCAGACACUGAUACUGAAAUGUGUGAAAUAUGAAGUUUGCCAAUUUACUGCUGAACAAAUUUUCCCCAAAGAAGCCUUCUUGUCCCUUCUGCCCCUUCCUGUUUUUCAUGAACACUUCAUGAACAACUGUCCAUGUUCCUCAGCCUUACACACCAUUCAGCAGGGCCUUCCUAAUGCUCAGUGGGCCUUGAUGACAUUCAGACCAAGGUACUUUACAAUGAAGAAAAAAAACAGAUUUGAAAUGGUUUUAGGUGCAGCCUCAGAGAGAGAAAGUGGUUCUCCAUGACCCACACAGACACCAAGUCUGUUCCAUAAAGGAACUUCAGUUCUGCAGUUCCUCUGAGCUUUCAUGGCACGCAUGGCAUGCAUGGCAUACACAUGCUGGGUCCAAGCAUUUCAGAUCAGGCUUACCAUAUAAACAUAGUGUACUCCAGCAUUCCACUGGGUAUUUGUAAAAUUUCUUCAGAACUGUGAAAAUGAAGGAAAUAUGUAAUGUUUUAGUACCCAAGACACAUUUGACCAUGUAGUGUGAGAAAUGUGCAUUAUUUGGGACUUCUAGCCAUUAUUUUAUCUAUGUCCCAUUAAUUGGGACAUGUGAAACUUGGCAACCCUUGUUGAACAUUGGUUUGCACUGGGGUCACCAGCCACACACAUACAGUGAGAAGUGUCUCUGCAGCUGAGCAGCCAGGAGCUUUGCCUUGGGGGUGGUUCCCAAGGUGAUGCUUUCCCAUCCAUCCUCUGAGUGCUGCUCACUCAUCCAUGUGCCCCUAAAGAGGUAAAAGAGCAACCAACGCCUCACAAAUGCUCUGAGAAAGGCAAGUGCUACCCUGACAUUCAAACUCCAUUACUGAAAAUGACCUUAAAUUUUUUAAAAGGCUUCUUCCUGCAGCCCUCUUACCACACAGGUGCUGAAAGAACAGCAAACUCCAGGCACCUCCUUCUUAUGAACCCUGCCACUCACCUCCAUCUCUUACUCAGCUGCACCUUCAGCACUUCAGACAAAAUACGCUUUUGUUAACCUGCCUAGAUUUGCUAGCAUGGGAGAAGAAAAAAAAAAGAGAGAGAGAGGGGAAAAAAAAGGAGGGACUUCUACUGUAGCUGCAUGUGAAUGUAAUUUGACUUCUGUAUUUGUUGCAGUCAAAUCACCUGACUAAAAUAAUAUUUCACUGGUUGG
Molecule: messenger RNA, 3197 nt
Organism: Oxyura jamaicensis (ruddy duck)
Lineage: Eukaryota; Metazoa; Chordata; Aves; Anseriformes; Anatidae
Product: vascular non-inflammatory molecule 3-like
Exons: 8
Coding region: 28-1704 (558 amino acids)
Molecular function (GO): hydrolase activity, acting on carbon-nitrogen (but not peptide) bonds, in linear amides
Source: RefSeq, a predicted model, not a curated record